GAAAGCAUAUAUAUAUAUAUAUAUAUAUAUAUAUAUAUAUAUAUAUAUAUAUAACUUCAUAAAUGGCUGCUGCUUCUCUUACUUCGAUCAGCCUACACUCAUCUGCAUCUUCAGCAAUGGGGUUGGCUUCAAAGCAGUGCCAACAUAAUAAUCACACUUGCUGCUGGCUUACGGAGAGAUCAGUAAGAUCCUCCUCCACAAGGCAACGGUUGUCAUCACGGGGCCUCAAAAUCCGCAGUGCAGCAACAAAACAAGUCAAAUCGCCAGCUGAAGAGGAGUGGAAGACUAAGAGGGAAGUUCUGCUGCAGAACAAGGUAAGGAGUGUGGAUGUAAAAGAAGCUCUGCGACUUCAAAAAGAAAACAAAUUCGUGAUUCUCGAUGUCCGGCCUGAAGCAGAAUUUAAAGAGGCUCAUCCCCCGGGUGCUAUUAACGUGCAAAUAUACAGGCUUAUAAAGGAGUGGACAGCAUGGGACAUUGCCAGGCGUGCUGCAUUUGCAUUCUUUGGCAUCUUUGCUGGCACAGAAGAGAACCCUGAGUUCAUACAAAGUGUGGAAUCACAACUUGAUAAGAAGGCAAAGAUCAUAGUGGCUUGUGCCGCCGGGGGCACAAUGAGACCAACCCAAAAUCUCCCAGAAGGUCAACAGUCAAGAUCACUGAUAGCAGCCUACUUGCUUGUCCUCAACGGUUAUACCAAUGUGUUCCACUUAGAAGGAGGGCUUUACGCCUGGUUCAAGGAGGGCCUGCCAACAGUUGAAGAAGAAGAAGAAGAGUAAAGUGGUGGUUUGGAAGGAAGACCAUGCUUCAAAGGUGGCCUUUGUUUUGUCCAUAGAUGAGUGAGUGCGUGCGGAUGAUUUCUUUGCCUAACUAACAGCACUUGUGAAUUCUGAUGCAAAUCUCUUAAUUGAAAAGGUUUCCAUGUGGAAUUUUGAAUGUUCUUGUAAUGAAAAUAUCAGCAAUAACUUAAAGCA
This is a messenger RNA of Prunus avium (sweet cherry), 968 nucleotides long. RefSeq names its product Rhodanese/Cell cycle control phosphatase superfamily protein. Lineage: Eukaryota; Viridiplantae; Streptophyta; Magnoliopsida; Rosales; Rosaceae. The record is from RefSeq and is a predicted model, not a curated record. Gene Ontology annotation, cellular component: chloroplast.